AUGGAUGAUGCUGGGGAGGACCCCACCACGUUCACUGCCCGCUCUCUGCCCAGCGACCCUCGCCUCUGGCCCCCCAUGACCAAUACAUACCUUGGCGCACAAGUGUACCAUGAAGUGCUGCACGUGAGCGGUGUGUACAACGGUGCUGGGGGGGACACGCACCGGGCCACUCUGCCCUGCCCCCUCAAUGUGCGGCUGGAGGCCUCUGCAGAGCUGGGAGAGCAGGGAACCGAGACCUUCACUCUGGACACCAACACAGGCUCCUUUCUGCACACCCUGGAGUGCACCAGCUUCCGGGCCUCCCAGCGCAUCUAUGCCCACCGCACGCUGGCCCAGGUCCUGGUCUUCAGCGUAUCCAUUGCUCGCAUGGCCGCAGGGAGCCAGCCCAUCACGGUGCAGCUGCAGGCAGACUUCUCCCCAGAAAGCCCAGACCUGGACCUGCACCUGGGCCCAGACUUCCAGGGAGCUCGGUACCUGUAUGGCCGCACGCUCACCCCCGAGGAGCCCGGGGGGCCCCGGCAGGAGGUGCACAUGCUGUGGGUACCUGCACCCGCGGCCCUGACCCUCGGCGGAGGCGAGGAGGACGCAGCCUGGGAGUUCCCAAUCGCGGUGGGCGGCAGCCAGGCGGAGGCCCGGGCCUGGCUCCGCGAGGCGCUACGGCUACGAGACCGCGGCGUGCUCUAUGCGACCCACGCCCGGGCCUGGGCCGGGUUCUGGGCUGGCUGCGGCCUGGACGUGGCGGGGCCCCUGCGGCUGCGCCAGGCCCUGCGUGGCGCACUAUACUACCUGUUCAGCGCGCUGCCCCAGCCUGGGACCCCAGACUAUGUGUGCCACGGCCUCAGCCCCGGCGGCUUGUCCAACGGCAGCCGUGGCGAAUGCUACUGGGGCCACGUCUUCUGGGACCAGGAUCUCUGGAUGUUCCCCAACAUCCUGAUGUUCCAUCCGGAGGCUGCCCGGGCCAUUCUGGAGUACCGCAUCCGCACGCUGGGUGGGGCCCUGGACAAUGCGCACAAGCUGGGCUAUCAGGGAGCCAAAUUCGCCUGGGAGAGCGCCAGCUCUGGCCUGGAGGUCUGCCCCGAGGACAUUUACGGGGUCCAAGAGCUGCACAUCAAUGGGGCAGUAGUGCUGGCCUUUGAGCUGUACUACUACUCCACCCAGGACUUGCAGCUCUUCCGAGACGCCGGGGGCUGGGACCUCAUCAGUGCAGUGGCCGAGUUCUGGUGCAGCCGUGUGGAAUGGAGCCCUGGGGAAGAGAACUACCACCUAAGGGGGGUCAUGCCCCCCGAUGAGUUCCACUCGGGUGUCAGCAACUCAGUGUACACCAACGUCCUGGUCCAGAACAGCCUGCGCUUUGCCAGUGCCCUGGCCAAGGACCUGGGUCUGCCGGUCCCCGACCAGUGGCUGGAGGUAGCUGAUAAGAUCAAGGUGCCCUUUGACCCAGAACGCAACUUCCACCCUGAGUUUGAUGGGUAUAAGCUUGGGGAAGAGGUGAAGCAGGCCGAUGUCAUCCUCCUGGGCUAUCCCGUCCCCUACCCCCUGAGUCCUAGCAUUCGGAGAAGGAACCUUGAGCUGUAUGAGGCUGUGACGACCCCCCAGGGCCCUGCCAUGACUUGGAGUAUGUUUGCCGUGGGCUGGAUGGAGCUGAAGGAGCCGGGGCGGGUGCAGGGCCUCCUGGACAGAACCUUUGCCAACAUCACUGAGCCCUUCAAGGUGUGGACAGAGAAUGCAGACGGGUCAGGAGCUGUGAACUUCCUGACAGGCAUGGGGGGCUUCCUGCAGGCGGCCCUCUUUGGGUUCACGGGGUUCAGGAUCACCAGGGCGGGCCUAACCUUUGACCCCCUGUGUCCGGAUGGGGUCUCUGGUGUUUUUGUCUCCGGCCUCUCCUACCAGGGGAGCAAGCUCAACUUCUCCUUCUCCGAGGACUCUGUGACGGUCCAGGUCACGGCCCGUGCUGGACCCUGGGCACCCCUGCUGGAGGUCGAGCUGAGGCCAUCACAGGCUCGGCUCCCUCUGCCCAUAGGACGUAAAGUCUCCUUUCCCCAAUCUGCCGGCUGGAUACAAAGGUCCCCCCUGUAG
This is a messenger RNA of Orycteropus afer afer, 2076 nucleotides long. RefSeq names its product protein-glucosylgalactosylhydroxylysine glucosidase (gene PGGHG). The transcript is spliced from 13 exons. NCBI's taxonomy places the organism in Eukaryota, Metazoa, Chordata, Mammalia, Tubulidentata, Orycteropodidae. Gene Ontology annotation, molecular function: catalytic activity. Gene Ontology annotation, biological process: carbohydrate metabolic process. The coding region runs from base 1 to 2076 and encodes 691 amino acids. The record is from RefSeq and is a predicted model, not a curated record.